UUAAAAAAAGAGUUCUAAGAGAUGGCUUUGCAGAAUGGACACUCGAAGAAAUCGUUAGACAUCGCCGUGGUUGGAGGUGGUUUGGUUGGGUCUCUUGAAGCUCUAUAUUUAGCAAGAAGAGGGCAUCGCGUACAGCUUUAUGAGUAUCGUGAAGAUAUAAGAAAGACACCUCAAGUGAGAGGUAGGUCUAUUAAUUUAGCUUUAUCAGUUCGCGGAAGGAGGGCUUUGAAGGAUGUGGGAUUGGAACAACAUAUUAUAAAAGAGCACGGAAUACCGAUGAUAGGUAGGAGGAUUCAUAGAUUGGACGGAUCCACGUAUGUCAUACCUUACGACGCAAGAACCAAUCAGUGUAUUUACUCGGUCGGACGGAAUUAUUUGAACGCAUCACUUUUAAAAGAGUCUGAUAAUUAUGAGAAUGUGAAGACAUACUUUAAUCACAAACUAGUUGAAGCUAAUUUGCAGAACGGAACAAUGACGUUUUUGAAGAUGGAUACCAACGAAAAAGUGUCUGUAAAAGCGGAUCUAAUCAUUGGAGCUGAUGGAGCUUUCUCAGCAGUUCGUAAAUGUAUGAUGAAGCAGCCCCUUUUCGAUUAUACCCAGAAAUACAUAGAACAUGGUUACCUGGAAUUGUGUAUACCCGCUGAUGAGAAUGGAUCGUUUCAGAUGCCUGCAAAUUAUUUACACAUUUGGCCACGAGGCAAUUUUAUGAUGAUUGCUCUACCCAACCAGGAUUGUUCGUGGACUGUAACAUUAUUUAUGCCUUUCACUAGUUUUCAAAGUAUAGAUACAGAGGAUAAGCUGCUAGCUUUCUUCGAGACGUACUUUCCUGAUUCUAUUACUUUAAUCGGUAAAAAGAAGUUGAUUCAAGACUUUUUUGGAGGUUCACCAUCACCUUUGGUGUAUGUUAAGUGUCGACCCUAUCACGUGGAAGAUAAGGCUCUCCUCAUAGGCGAUGCAGCUCACGCAGUAGUUCCUUUCUAUGGACAAGGCAUGAACGCUGGAUUUGAAGACUGUACGAUACUCAACCAUCUUUUCCAGAAGAAUAAUGACAAUCUAGUUAAAAUUCUGUCCGAAUUUUCGGACGCAAGAUGGAGAGAUACAUUUGAAAUAUGUGAUUUGGCAUUGUAUAAUUACAUAGAGAUGCGAGAUUUAGUGACUCGUCCUUCUUAUCGGAUCCGUAAAACAAUGGACGACUUCUUAUAUUGGUUGUUGCCUGAUUUUUGGGUGCCACUGUAUAAUUCUGUCACAUUUACUACUAUGCCAUACAGUGAAUGUGCGAAAAACAGACAGUGGCAAGAUAAGGUUUUGAUGUACAUACUCACGGUGCUGGGAAUUUCAGCAUUAGUUGGUGUCUCCUUUUUAUACAACUAGCUACUUUUUACCUUCACAUCAUUAGUACCAAUUAU
Messenger RNA from Achroia grisella, 1406 nucleotides. RefSeq names its product kynurenine 3-monooxygenase (gene cn). The transcript is spliced from 10 exons. Bases 22 to 1371 code for a protein of 449 amino acids. NCBI's taxonomy places the organism in Eukaryota, Metazoa, Arthropoda, Insecta, Lepidoptera, Pyralidae. Gene Ontology annotation, biological process: quinolinate biosynthetic process; NAD+ metabolic process; L-tryptophan catabolic process. Gene Ontology annotation, cellular component: mitochondrial outer membrane. Gene Ontology annotation, molecular function: FAD binding; NAD(P)H oxidase H2O2-forming activity; kynurenine 3-monooxygenase activity. The record is from RefSeq and is a predicted model, not a curated record.